AUGGCACCCACCAUCUUUCCACCAGAUGAACGGGAUCCCGACGUUGAACCAUGCGCCUACGCUUUUCUCGACAAUAUCUUCGACUCAACUUGCGAAAAGCAACACUGGACCAUGUCGGGCACCCCGUAUGAACGUCAUCACCCCGCGGAGAUACACAGUCCUGAGAAGAUCGGCUUAUAUUUCCCACACAUCCGCAACACUAGCCCGGUCAAGCUGGACAAGGAUGUCUGUCAGUCGCUCAUCGCCCACGACCCCAUUGCGGGAUUCAAGUUCUGGCAAGAGCUGUACCGCGAGCACAUUCCUAACACAAUCGACUACCCUUUGUGGACGUGGACAAACGAGCUUAUGGUGUACUGGGGUACCUCUUUUGACCUGUCGUUUCUUCGCCUUAGCGGCCCCGGUCUCUCCGAAUUCUUCGAAGAAAUUGUUUCCCGCGAGGAGUUCUUCUACGACUUCCCUGCGCUUGUGUUGAACAUCUUCAAGAUGAUCGCGCUCACCCUCAAGACAGCGAAAACGCAUUUCAUCAUUGGUCUCGCCGAUGCUACUACCAUCAAAGAUGCAAUGAAUCGACUGGUCGCCCUCGCGUGCCGCGUGACUUGGGAACAUCGCUCUCGUUUGCUCGUAGAGCCGGACGUACUCGAUGACCAUGCCGGUCUGCUGAGGCUCGCCCGCACUGCCGUGCAUGGAAUGUUAGUUGGUUACUGCCAGCUACAUUGCCCUACGGAUCCGAAUUGCAAGGACAACGACAUCGACUACUCCGUUUUCCGUCACGUCGACUACGAAUACAUUCGCCGGUUAACCUUCUUUAUGUGGUUUCACUACGACGAGUCAAUUUACACCGGAGACUUCAAGAGAACCCCAGAGGGCGAAGCCUUUCUUCUUACGACUGUCGUGUUCACUCUGCGCGUAUGCGGCGCAGAAGACCCGGAACCCACAGCUUUUGUUCAGUCCGACAUCAUACCAGAGUACGACGCGCAGGCAGUGCUUGGCCGCCUAGCAGCAACCCUCCGGCGAAGCAAGAUGUCGGACAGUACAUUCCUCCGCAUCUUGGAUCUCGUUCAGCUACUUCUGCUCCGUUCGGAGUUCUUUCCCCAUUUCGCGUCUGCGGGAGUCCUUGGAGCAUUCAGAGAUACCCUGGAUGUCUCGCGCCUAGACAACAUCACAUCGGAAAACGCGCUCAUGGUGAAUAUACUGGAAAUCUACAGAGUCGUCGCAGCUCAUGCUCCAACCCGCGAUGGGCGCGCGCCUCUCAUUCGGCAACACGACGUGAUCGGACUUCUAUCCCGUUGCGUGAUUGUCGCCGCGAUGCAUGGAUACCCCUAUUCUGAGCGCGGCCGUGAAUAUGUCUUUGAGUAUAUUACGUAUGCCAGGGCACUCCUGCAGCGGCAUGGAGAGAAGAACGCGCUGCGCCAGGCGCUCAUCAGAUCCGUCCGAUGGCAUUGGUACCACGCCUUAAAGGAGCUGCGAGGGGUAGAGAGAGUGCGCCCAGAGGUUACAAAGGGCUGUAUACACUUGGAGAAUACGUGGAUGACGUUCGGUAAGGUAUUGGGUUUAGACGAAGCCACUGAGAAGAGGGACUACUAUCAGCGAGCGGAGAAGGGCGCCUCGCAAUUGUGUGCAUGGGAAAACUGCCGAUACCAUACGGUCAGACCUCCCGCACCGCUCAGCACAUGCAAGGGCUGUGGAGAGGUAUACUACUGUGGCAGGGGAUGUCAAGUCCGGGACUGGAAGGAGGGGCAUAGGCAAGUCUGUAAACGUAUCAAGGACGAAGCACACAGACCCGCCUAA
Molecule: messenger RNA, 1788 nt
Organism: Peniophora sp. CBMAI 1063
Lineage: Eukaryota; Fungi; Basidiomycota; Agaricomycetes; Russulales; Peniophoraceae
Source: the annotation of a GenBank genome assembly